AUGGGGAAAAGACCCCUGGAAAUGAUCAAUGUCGACGGGACUGGAAAUGAGGUGAAGAGCAAAAAUGGCAUCCAGAGCUCAGGACCAGGGAUUUGGAGCUCCCCGUAUGGCAACGAAGAGUACACGAUAGGUUGGGUCUCGGCUCUCCCUAUUGAAAUGGCCGCAGCAAAGGGGAUGCUAGAUGAAGAGCAUGGGGAUCCACAAACGCCUCCACAGGAGGCCGAUCACAAUACAUAUCUCCUAGGAGCCAUGAGUGGAUUCAAAGUCGUCAUUGCUUGCCUGCCAAAGGAUGAACUGGGUGCUAGCUCUGCCGCCGUUGUUGCAACAGACAUGCUGUUCACCUUUCCCAACAUCCGAGUUGGCCUCAUGGUGGGUAUUGGCGCAGGGAUACCCCAUUACGAUGAUAAUGAAACGCGCGACAUCCGCUUAGGGGAUGUAGUUAUAGGCAGUGAUAGGGGCUCUAGUGGGGUUGUUGUGUAUGACUUUGGCAAACGGCUACCGGAUGGCUCGUUCGAGAAUAUAUAUGCGUUGGAUCGACCGCCCCGAACGUUGUGUACUGCACUAGCCAAGAUGGAAGCAGAGCACCAAACUCGUGAGAACAAGAUCUGUCAAUACAUUAACAGUAUGCUGGAUAAGUACCCUUAUAUGAGAAAGAAAGGCUUUGCUUAUCCUGGCUCUUCAUAUGAUCAACUCUUUUGGGACAACUAUCGCCAUACCGGUGGUAGAUCCUGUGCAGGGUGUGAUCCCGCCCAACGAAUACAUCGAGAAGAUCGAUUUGACACUUCCCCGGAAAUACAUUAUGGAAUUGUGGCGACAGGAAGCGCGGUGGUAAAGCAUGCGCCAACUAGAGCGCAGAUCAAGCAGAGACAUGGCGCCAUCUGUCUUGAGAUGGAGGCGGCUGGAUUGAUAAACAACUUCCCCUGCAUCGUCAUCCGAGGAAUAUCGGACUAUGCGAAUUCGCACAAGAACGAUCAAUGGCAUUCAUAUGCAGCUGCUACAGCAGCUGCCUGUGCGAAGGAACUUCUGGGCUUUGUGCAACCGACGGCGUUGGACGCGGAACGCAAAGCUAAGGAUGCAAGUCGCGACGCUUUAAUAUCAUCCUCUUAUAUCCAUCGCCGCAAACUAACAAUAAUGAAAGUAUGCGACGAAGUGUCUCAAAUUACAACCCAUGUGACUCAUAUGAACUCAGCCAUGGAGGAGGGUGAAAAGCGAAAAAUACUCACCUGGCUCAGUCCCGUCGACUACGGCCCACAGCAAAGUGACCAUUUCAGUAGGCGACAGGAAGGAACGGGUCAAUGGCUACUCGACUCUGACCCCUUCCAACAAUGGCUCGAACAGUCAAAGACAACGCUAUUCUGCCAGGGUAUUCCCGGGGCAGGUAAAACUAUCAUGGCUUCCAUCGUCGUCAAUUAUCUGGGGAUAAAGUUCAAGGACGAUUGCCAUGUUGCAGUUGCCUAUAUAUUCUGUAACUUUCGGCGCCAGAACGAGCAAACAUCGACUGAUCUUCUUACUAGUCUACUGAAACAGCUAGCUUGCCAAACUCCUACACUGCCAAAAUGUUUGAAGAAUCUCUUUGGAAAUCAUAAAAACCAACAGACUCGUCCUACCUCUGACGAAAUCUGGACAGCAUUGCACACUAUCGGCUCGAGUUAUGAGAAAGUAUUCAUUGUCAUCGAUGCUCUGGAUGAGUGUCAGGUCUCAGAAGAUGCAACUCCCGUGAACAUAUUUACUACUUCACGAUUUAUCGAUGACAUAAAGGAAGUAUUUCAAAAGCGGAGAGCUAUAUUUCUAGAGAUUCGCGCCAGGGACAACGAUAUAGAGAAAUACCUUGAAGGGCAUAUGUCAUCUCUACCGUCUUUCAUCUCGAGGGAGUUGAGUCUAGCAAAUGAAGUGAAGGCACGGAUUGUGGAAGUAGUUGACGGGAUGUUUCUGCUUGCGAAGCUUCACCUAGACUCUUUACAAGACAAGAUAUCAUAUAGCGAUGUCAAGAAUGCUCUGAGGAACCUCCCCAAAGGAGUAGAUGCAUAUGAGAAAGCUUAUAGUGAGGCCAAGGGAAGGAUCCAAGGACAGAUGGGUGGUUUCCGAAAUCUGGCUAUGCGGAUUCUCUCAUGGAUUGUCUGUUCCAAGAGGCCUUUGAAGACAUCUGAAUUGCAACAUGCUAUCGCUGUUCAAAUUGACACCCGAGAGCUCGACAGAGACAACAUUACAGAUGUGGGACUAAUGACAUCUGUUUGUGCGGGCCUAGUGACAGUGGACAAGAGCAGUAGUAUUGUCCGAUUGGUGCACUAUACCGCACAGGAAUACUUUGAAAAGGAAUGGAGAUCUUGGUUUCCAGAUGCUAAUACAGACAUUGCUGUUACUUGCAUUACAUAUCUGUCAUUCGAUACUUUUGGAAUUGGUAUCUGCAAAACAGAUGAUGAUUUCGAGAAGAGACUGCUACUGUACCCUCUCUAUGAUUUUGCCGCAGUGUUCUGGGCCCACCACGUUCGUUCAAGUCGGGUCGAUAUGGAAGAAUUGAUUGCGAAACUUCUUAAGGAUGGAUCCAAAUCGUCAGCAGUCUGUCAGGCGAUAAUGGUUUCUGGAUCUUCCAGACAUCCAAACUAUAGUCAGAAGGUACCCAAUGACAUUACAGGGCUGCAUCUUGCCGCGCAGGUCGGGCUUGUGGAUAUUAUCAGGCACUUCAUGGAAAGGGGGUACCGGGUAAAUGAUAAAGACAGCCAUGGUCGGACUCCACUAUCAUGGGCAGCAGCAGAAGGGCAUAGUGAAGUUGUGAAAUUACUUCUCAGUUACAAGGAUACCGAAGCCGAUCUGAAGGAUAAGGAUGGACGCACCCCGCUGGGCUGGGCUUCGCUAGGAGGCCAUAAGGAGAUUGCGGAGUUGUUACUCGCCCAGGGCGACGUGGAUCCAAUGACGAAAAAUCUGCACGGGCAAACACCAUUGAUAUGGGCUUCCCGGAACGGCCAUUACGACAUUGUCGAGUUGCUCCUGAAUGCUGAAGUUGAUCCUGAUACAGAAGAUAAAUUCAACAGAACUCCAUUAUGGUGGGCAUUGAGGAAUGGCCAUCAUAAUACUGCGCGAUUACUACUUGAGGCUGGAGCUGAUCCAGAUCUGGAAGAAAGUAACGGACAAACUUUGAUUUCGAGAGCGCUGAACAGCAAGCACAAUGAGGUUGUCAUGAUGUUGCAAGAAAGAGGCCUGCACCACCCUCGCAGACCUGGACAGACAGCUUUGUCAAGAGCUGCAGAAACAUCUAGUCUAGCCAGAGUGUUAUUGCUUCUCAGGAAAGGGCAGGAUCCAGAUAACAAGGACUCUGACGGUCGAACACCACUAUCAUGGGCUGCACAGUCUGGUAACAUCAGUAUCAUGAAUCUCCUCCUCGAAGCAGGAGCUAAUCCGACGUUGAAAGGCGAUUGUGGCAGGACUCCUAUCCUAUGGGCUGUAAAACAUAGCCAGGUUGGAGCUGUCCGUCACUUACUUGGCUAUGGUGCAGACCAUAUGGAUAUUGACGGCCGAACGCCACUAUCCUGGGCCGCACAAUUUGGGGACAACUGUCUUGUAAAUGUCCUCCUUGAUCACGGUGCGAAUUUGGAAUUGCAGGACAACACUGGUAUGAGUCCUCUCUCAUGGGCGGUCAAAAAUGAUCAGAUGUCAGUCAUCAGCUCCCUACUUAAGCGUGGUUCGAACCCCAACUCCAGCGAUAUCGAGGGCCGAACUUCUCUUUUCUGGGCAGUACUGAAUAGGCAAGAGGAAGCUAUCUUGCUCCUGCUUGAGCAAGGUGCGAAUCCGAACUGCAAAGAUGAGAGUAGCCAAACUCCACUUUCAUUAGCCGUAAGGUGUGAACAAGAGGCUGCCGUUGUAACUUUGCUCAAGUAUGGUGCUGAUCCUAACAUGAAAGAUGAUAACAACGCAUCCCCGCUACUAUGGGCAACAACAUAUAGCCAACAAAAUCUGGUCAGGCUCUUACUUGCUAACGGUGCUGAUCCAGACAUUCCAGACAUUCACGGCCAGACUCCCUUCAUGCGGGCGGUUGUAACCGCCCAACAAGAAAUUGCUGAAGCGUUAUUGCAGCGCGGUGCAAAUCCAAACACAAAAGUGACAGCUUACGGCACAACAGCCCUUCACUGGGCAGCAUCUCGCCGCGAUGAAUCACUGAUUAGGCUUCUUCUCGAGAAGGGCGCGGACCCUAAUUGUGCAGAUGCUGUCUAUGGCCAGACACCGUUGUUGUGGGGAGUAGAGCAUGGGCUAAACCAAGUCAUUCUACUUUUGCUUGAGAAAGGUGCGGACCCUAAUGUCACAGAUAUCAAUGGACAGACCCCGAUGUCAUGGGCAGAGUAUCGCGGACUAGAGGAUCUCGUGAAGGUAAUGGCUGAGUACGGCGCCACUUGCUGA
This is a messenger RNA of Aspergillus oryzae RIB40, 4389 nucleotides long. RefSeq lists its product as uncharacterized. Lineage: Eukaryota; Fungi; Ascomycota; Eurotiomycetes; Eurotiales; Aspergillaceae. Gene Ontology annotation, biological process: nucleoside metabolic process. Gene Ontology annotation, molecular function: protein binding; catalytic activity. The transcript has 4 exons. The record is from RefSeq and is a predicted model, not a curated record. The coding region runs from base 1 to 4389 and encodes 1462 amino acids.